Messenger RNA from Sphaeramia orbicularis (orbiculate cardinalfish), 919 nucleotides. It is a transcript of the gene lsm8, whose product is annotated as LSM8 homolog, U6 small nuclear RNA associated. NCBI's taxonomy places the organism in Eukaryota, Metazoa, Chordata, Actinopteri, Kurtiformes, Apogonidae. Gene Ontology annotation, molecular function: mRNA binding. The transcript has 4 exons. Gene Ontology annotation, biological process: mRNA splicing, via spliceosome. Gene Ontology annotation, cellular component: U4/U6 x U5 tri-snRNP complex; precatalytic spliceosome; U6 snRNP. The record is from RefSeq and is a predicted model, not a curated record. Bases 171 to 461 code for a protein of 96 amino acids.
AAUUACACAGUAGAAGAAGAAGAUCAAUUUCCUGUGUGUUAGCCGUGUUUCUAAUCGCAGCUGGUUACUCUCCUUUACGUGUUGUAUUCGUUUUACCGUCAGCUAACAGACAGGAUUAUAAACUAACUCCUCUCCUGCUGGAUAAUUAAACGGCGAGCCCGGCAGGAAACAUGUCCACCGCACUGGAGAGCUACAUUAACCGUACUGUGGCUAUCAUAACCUCAGAUGGACGGAUGAUUGUGGGCACUCUGAAGGGCUUCGAUCAGACCAUCAACCUGAUCCUGGAUGAAAGUCACGAGCGAGUGUUCAGCUCCAGUCAGGGGGUGGAGCAGGUGGUGCUGGGGCUCUACAUCGUCAGGGGGGACAAUGUGGCGGUGAUUGGGGAGAUUGACGAGGAAACAGACUCCACUCUGGAUUUGGGAAACAUCAGAGCCGAGCCACUCAACUCUGUUGUCCACUGACCUUUGACCUCACUGCCCUGGUCUGAUGCAGGAUGUAGUCUUAAUGGCAACAGUUGUGUGGGCAUUUGUAAACUCUCAUCAAAUUUUCAUAAGGACUGAUGUUUGAAAAAUAUCCACACAGUUUUCUUUCUGGAUCAGACUCCUGCACUGACCCAUGUUGUGUUUGUAUUUUUUUUUUUUUUUUAUAUAAAUAAAGAAGUGAAUUGUUUGGUAAGCUUUUUGUUUAUGCUUCAAGUGUUUUUGUCAAGUUGAGACUGUUUUAAUAAAGUUUCUCCUCUCCAAGAAACUGUUUCUAUAAAAUCGUAGUCGUCCACUGUAAAGUUUCAAUCUUUUGAUUAAGUUGUACUUAUGCUGCAACAUAAAUCCAACAAAAUUUUUUGAAAAAAUUCCCAAUUAUUGGAACUUGUAAGCUGCUGUGUAAAUGUAUAUCCUCCUGGAAAUAAAUCAACAAACACUGA